Nomia melanderi (Alkali bee) is the source of this 2836-nucleotide messenger RNA. RefSeq names its product DNA replication licensing factor Mcm5. The record is from RefSeq and is a predicted model, not a curated record. Gene Ontology annotation, cellular component: nucleus; MCM complex. Lineage: Eukaryota; Metazoa; Arthropoda; Insecta; Hymenoptera; Halictidae. Gene Ontology annotation, biological process: DNA replication initiation; double-strand break repair via break-induced replication; DNA replication. Gene Ontology annotation, molecular function: single-stranded DNA binding; DNA replication origin binding; single-stranded DNA helicase activity.
CGGUACGUUAAAUAGAAAUACUUUAAGUAUUUCCCGCCAAAUUGUCGCUGACGAAUACUAAUUUUAUUUACAUUAAGAAUUAACGCAAAUUAUCUGAAAAAAUGGAAGGAUUCGAUGAUCCAGGAAUAUUCUUUUCUGACAAUUUUUCAGUGGGUGAUACUAAUGAAACUCAAUCACAGACCAAUCUCCAGUUUUACAAAAAGAAGUUUAUGGAAUUUAUUAGACAAUUUCACGAGGGAAACUUCAAUUAUAAAUACAGAGAUACUUUAAAGCGAAAUUACAAUCUUGGUCAGUAUUGGGUAGAAGUUAAUUUAGAAGAUUUAGCAGCUUUUGAUGAAUCUCUGGCAGAAAAAGUUUAUAAACAUCCAACAGAAUAUUUGCCAAUUCUGGAAGAAGCUGCAAAAGACUUGGCUGAUGAACUUACUGCUCCAAGACUUGAAGGUGAAGAAAAAGUGGAAGAUAUACAAGUGUUAUUGUCUUCAGAUGCACAUCCAAGUUCAUUAAGGGGAAUGAAACCCGAUGCAGUUUCUAAACUCAUCAAAAUACCUGGUAUCGUUAUUUCUGCAUCUGGAAUUAGAGCUAAAGCAACAAAGAUUGCCAUACAAUGUCGGUCGUGUAGAAGUGUACAAACCAAUAUUUCCAUUAAACCUGGCUUAGAAGGAUAUGUUUUACCCAGAAAAUGUACAACAGAACAAGCAGGUCGACCAAAAUGUCCAUUGGAUCCGUUUUUCAUAAUGCCAGACAAAUGUCACUGUGUAGAUUUUCAAGUUCUUAAAUUGCAAGAACUGCCAGAUCAUAUUCCACAAGGUGAAAUGCCACGCCAUUUACAAUUGUAUUGCGACCGUUAUUUGUGUGACAGAGUCGUACCAGGCAAUAGAGUUCUUAUUUUGGGAAUAUAUUCUAUUAAAAAGGUUACCAAAACUGGUGGUAGAGGCACAGGAAAAGAGAAACCACUGGUUGGUGUUCGAGCUCCAUAUAUAAGAGUCAUUGGUAUUUCUGUAGAUGGAGAAAAUUCAGGCAGUGGUACUCAACCAUGUGUUACAAUUGAAGAAGAAGACGUAUUUAGACGUUUAGCAGCAGAUUCUAACAUAUAUGAAAGGAUUGCAAAAAGUAUAGCUCCAAGCAUUUUUGGUGCAUUAGAUAUGAAAAAGGCCAUAGCAUGUUUAUUAUUCGGCGGAGCCAGAAAGAGAAUGCCCGACGGUCUCUGUAGAAGAGGAGACAUUAACAUUUUAAUGUUAGGUGACCCUGGCACAGCCAAAUCACAGCUACUAAAAUUUGUCGAAAGGGUCGCACCUGUAGCAGUUUAUACGUCUGGAAAAGGAAGCUCAGCUGCUGGUUUAACAGCAUCGGUCUUAAGAGAUCCGGUUACGAGAAAUUUUGUUAUGGAAGGAGGUGCUAUGGUUCUCGCGGAUGGCGGAGUUGUUUGUAUAGACGAAUUCGAUAAAAUGAAAGAGGACGACAGAGUUGCAAUACACGAAGCUAUGGAGCAACAAACAAUAUCAAUUGCGAAAGCGGGGAUCACAACAACAUUGAAUACUCGAUGUUCUGUUCUGGCGGCUGCAAAUUCUAUAUUCGGUCGUUGGGAUGAUAUAAAGGGAGAAGAGAACAUAGAUUUCAUGCCAACUAUAUUGUCGCGGUUCGAUAUGAUAUUUAUUGUUAAAGACGAACACGAUCAAAAUAAGGACGUAACAUUAGCAAAACAUGUAAUGAGCAUUCAUACUAAUGCUGGUCAGGUUACAGAACAGUCUGCAGAAGGAGAGUUGCCGUUGCAUAUACUAAAGAAAUAUAUUCAUUAUUGUAGAACACGCUGCGGCCCGAGACUUAGUGUAGAAGCAGGAGAAAAACUGAAAAAUCGUUACGUAGUAAUGCGAGCUAGCACCAAAGAGCAUGAGAAGGAUACAGAGAAGAGACUAUCUAUUCCCAUAACUGUUCGUCAGUUGGAAGCCGUUAUAAGAAUUUCAGAAUCGUUAGCUAAAAUGCAAUUACAGGCUUUUGCCACGGAGGUCCAUGUCAACGAAGCGCUAAGACUGUUUCAAGUCUCAACUUUGGAUGCUGCGAUGUCCGGAUCAUUAGCUGGAGCGGAAGGAUUUACCUCGGACGAGGAUCACGAAAUGUUAUCUCGUAUUGAGAAACAAUUGAAACGUAGAUUCCCUAUUGGGAAUCAAGUAUCAGAACAGAAUAUUGUCAAAGAUUUCGUAAAACAAGCAUAUCCGGAACGUGCGGUUUAUAAAGUUAUACACACAAUGAUACGUCGCGGGGAACUCCAACAUCGUAUGCAACGUAAAAUGUUGUACAGACUGCAUUAAAAUUUAUGAUACUAGUUCAUCUUUGAAUGGAUAAUGCGGAUGAUUUUCAACUCUAAAAGAAUUAAUUUAAGAAACGUUAUAGUGCUAUAUUUCUAUAGGAGAAUUAAACGUAUAUCAAACUUACCCUUUAAAGAAUAGGAAAUUAAAAAUUCUCCCACGUGUACCUUUGUCCAAGGUACUCAAAAGUUUCAUGUCAUCUUCGUUUAAUGCAAAAUCGAAUAAUUCAAUAUUCGCUUUGAUCCUUUCUGGAGAGGCGCUUUUCGGAAUUACAACGACGCCUAAUUGUAACAAAUAACGCAAUAAAAUUUGUGCCGUUGUUCGUUUGUAUUCUGCGCUUAAUUUUUGUACUACUGGAUGUCCCAAGAGGUCUGGAUAUUCCUCAAUACUAAUAUUGUAUUUCGUUUUGAAGUGUACUUUGGCUCCUGGAGAUGCCAAGGGACUAUAGGCAGUUACAAUAAUAUUGUGCUUUUUGCACAAUUCUCUAAUUGAAUUUUGUUGCAAGUAGGCAUGUAACUCUAUCUAAUAAUAAU